UUUUUUUCUUUGUAUUUUUUUAUUUCAUUUUAUUUCAUUUAUUUUAUUUUAUUUUUCAUACUUUUCUAUUUAUUUAUUCUUAUUUAUUUAUUCCCUCGUUUAUUUAUUUAUUUAUUAUAAAUAAUAAUGUUAUCAACUACUAGAAUAUUAAGAGCUGCUUCUCGUCAAGCGCCUAUUGUACAACGUACAUUUCAGCAUAGAUUUAAUUCAACUAUCACUAAUAAUACUAUUCAAGCAUCAAAGAAAAGAAGAUGGAAUAAUUUUAAGAGUAUUGCUGCAGUUGGCACUGUAGGUUUCUUGGGUAUCACUUUUUAUGGCAUGUAUUAUCAUCGUCAUCCUACUGAAGACCCCAUUCCAUUUGAUCCUAAAAAGAAGACAAUUGUUGUGCUUGGUAGUGGUUGGGCUAGUACAUCCUUUUUGAAAUCUGUCGAUACUAAUCUUUAUAAUAUUGUUGUUGUCUCUCCACGUAACUAUUUCUUAUUUACACCACUUUUACCUUCUUGUACGGUUGGCACCAUCGAUAUUCGUUCGGUUAUUGAACCCAUUCGUUUCAUUGCUCGUCAUAAAGCAAAUGAAGUCAAGGUAUAUGAGGCUGAAUGUACUGACAUUGAUGCAGAAAAGAAAGUUAUUACAAUUGUUGAUAAUUCCGAUAUUAAGGGAGAAAAUUCAAUGAGUACAAUUCCUUAUGAUUAUUUAGUUAUUGGUGUUGGUGCACAGAGUCAAACAUUUGGUAUUAAAGGUGUUGAGGAAUAUGGUUGCUUCUUAAAAGAAGUAUGGGAUGCUCAAAAGAUUCGUACUAAAUUAAUGGAUUGUAUUGAGACAGCUGCUUUUCCUGGUCAAUCACCUGAAGAAAUUGAACGUUUAUUACACAUGGUUGUAGUAGGUGGUGGUCCUACAGGUAUUGAAUAUGCAGCCGAACUCCAUGAUUUCUUGGUUGAAGAUUUAACUCGUUGGUAUCCAGAACUUGCGAAUAAACUUAAAAUUACACUUGUAGAAGCAAUGCCAAAUGUCCUUCCUGCAUUCUCUAAACAAUUGAUCGAAUAUACCGAAUCUACCUUCAAGGAACAAAAGAUUGAUAUUCAUACCAAGACAAUGGUGAAAGAGGUUCGUGAAAAGGAAAUUAUUGUCCAAAAUGCUAAUGGUGAAAAGGAAUCAAUGCCUUAUGGUUUACUUGUUUGGGCUGCUGGUAACACCACUCGUCCUCUUAUUAAGAAAUUAAUGGCACAAUAUCCAGAAACUCAAACUAUUAGACGUGGUUUAGCUGUUGAUGACUGGCUUCGUAUGUCAGGUGCUCAAGAUAUUUUUGCAUUGGGUGAUGCAACAGCCACCAAAUACGCCCCUACAGCCCAAGUUGCUUCACAACAGGGCAAAUAUUUGGCCCGUGUAUUUGCCCAACUUUAUGCUAUUGAACAGAACGAGGCUGAAUUGGAAGCAGCAAAGACUGAAGAAGAAAGAGCUAAACGAUUACGUCGUCUUGCAAAGGCCAAGGAUAUCAAGCCUUUCCAUUAUUCCCACCAAGGUUCUCUUUGUUACAUUGGAUCUGAUAAGGCUAUUGCCGAUUUACCCUUUGGUCCUGGUAAUGUUGCUACAGGUGGUGUAGCUACCUUUGCUUUCUGGCGUUCUGCUUAUAUUUCUAAUCUUUUCUCUGCUCGUAAUAAGUGGUUGGUUAUUACUGAUUGGACUAAAAAGACUUUCUGGGGUCGUGAUAUUUCUAGAGAAUAAUUUAUAUAAUUGCAUGCAUUUAUUUAAGAGUAACUAGCAUUCCUUUUUUUUUUUUUCUACAUAAUAUGAG
Cokeromyces recurvatus is the source of this 1792-nucleotide messenger RNA. RefSeq lists its product as uncharacterized. The record is from RefSeq and is a predicted model, not a curated record. Bases 127 to 1722 code for a protein of 531 amino acids. Gene Ontology annotation, molecular function: NADH dehydrogenase activity. NCBI's taxonomy places the organism in Eukaryota, Fungi, Mucoromycota, Mucoromycetes, Mucorales, Mucoraceae. The transcript has 5 exons.